GAAGGUGAGGUUCAAGGUUUUGUUUUCAUUUGUUUAAGCUUUAAAAUGUUAAAUAUAUUCCAGUCCUGACAAGCUGCACAUCACAUACUAUUUACAGACACUAAGCAACGGUGUAUGUCUGACGUAUUGAUUAAGGCGACUGGUGUCAUUUGAAAACAUGAAAACGGAGUCCAUCGGAGAUGAUCUGUUGGUCUCAUGCCAUAGUUUCUGAAUAAGGAAAAGUUUGGUUUGUUUAAUGACACCACUGGAGCACAUUGAUUAAUUAAUCAUCGGCUAUUGGAGGAUAUCAGAUAUUUGACUGACGGACUGUGAAGAGAAGGCAUGCAACGUGUGACAGACUCGAGAUCUCUGUUACAACAUGACGGCGUUAAUUCUGUCGACUCGAAGCCUACAUUGACUGAGAACAUCGUUCACUUCCAUCCUACCGAGGAGUCCCAGGACCGCUUUGAACAGGAGCCUGUCGACUGUGAAUUAGAAACAGACUUUUACCAGCCCAGUCUGGAAGAUGGUCAGGAAGUGAUCGCACCAUCUUGUGUCAAAACAAAACUCAAAGUUGGGGAAAUGAAACGAUCAUCUGAAAAAAGAUAUCAGUGCAAAGACACUCCACAUAGCAAACUCGAAUCUAAUGUUCAAAAGAAUUGGUGCAAGAAUGGUCCAAACAGCAAAUCUGUACUUGUCAACAGCAGACCUACGCAUAUGGACGUUAGUAACAAGUCGUCAUUGUUUGAGAACGAAGUUGUACAGUACAUUGAUUCAUCGACACAAGUUGAUGACAUCAUUGAUGUUGAAAGCACUGACGAUGGAACAGACGUGGUUUCCAAUGUUAAAUCUGGCAGAGAGAGGCCGAAUGGCGUUACUAAACACCAGCAUUCUAGCAUACACAUUGCUAUUCCCAUCAACAUCGUCAAACCUAAUGGACAAUGUUUCACCAAAACUCUCAUCGGCAAGGUGAAGGUUGGUCCGAAAUGUUUUCCCACAUCGUGUGAUAUGCCGCAAAUUCCCGGCAAGGGAUCGCAAGAGAAGAUCCAACUAAACCUGGGUCCAAACAUCCGAGUUGUUGACAAAGAGCUCUUCACGUUGCAGAACAAUGUAUCGCUGGUGGGCAAAACUAUCAGGUUUAUCGAUCCAGACCCGGCAACGCUGUCGGAAACAAACAGUCAUUUAAUACGGGAGAAAGCGAGGAGACAGUGCUUGGUCACGAACUUUAAAUUUCUUAAAAGUGUCAUUCCCUGCCUUGCCCCUUCCGAGAGAAAGGUGUGUUCUCCGAAGCAAACAAUAUUAAUUGAAGCAAAGAAAUACAUCUGUAGGCUGGAGUCUGAGUCGCAGGUUCUGAAACGGCAGCUAAAACUGUUGAAGGAGAAGAAUUGUAUUCUCGUGAACCACCUCAAAACCAAAAUGACGUGCGAAGUCGUCGUCGUCAGGUGCGAAAAAGUUGGCGACAGAAACAUAUUUGAGUCAUUCAUCAGCUGUACUGCCAAGGACAAUGUUUGAGCUUGUGGUUACACACAACAGUAUUUGUACAUAUAUUUUCGUGGGGCAUUUGUAUAGACAGGGUUUCUGCCAGAGGGUAAAAUGGGUUAUGGCGCCAUACCCAAAUUCUGUUGCAAAUGUUUUUUUUGUUUUUUUUAAGUUAACCUUUUCACAGAAUUAAUUACUUUUAUCAUUACUGUAUGAGUUUCAUAACCCUAACCUUAAACUUAACUUAUUUUCUUUCAGGAGGAGGGCCCCCUCCCCCCCCCCCCCUCCCAUACCCCAUUGUUGACUGGUUACAUUCAAUUCCAUAGCACCAUACCCCCCAAAAAAAUUGAAACACUGAAUUAGAGAAUGACUAGUUAAUGAUGUAGGAUAUUGGCUGUAUCCUGUGAAGGUAAGAAUAGGGAAGUUUAGCCUGAACGGGUUAAAGUCGAUAUCCUAUGUCAGUAACUAAUUAUGAUCUUUAUGACCCUACUUUUUUUGAAGAGUAUAUUAUAACAAUAGUGGGAAUCUGAGUAAGUAGAUGUACAUGUAAUUAGCCCAGCAGAACGGGGAUGGGACAUAGCCCAGUGGUAAAGGCACUCACUCGAU
Messenger RNA from Gigantopelta aegis, 2064 nucleotides. RefSeq lists its product as uncharacterized. Lineage: Eukaryota; Metazoa; Mollusca; Gastropoda; Neomphalida; Peltospiridae. The coding region runs from base 322 to 1491 and encodes 389 amino acids. The transcript has 3 exons. The record is from RefSeq and is a predicted model, not a curated record. Gene Ontology annotation, molecular function: protein dimerization activity.